Molecule: messenger RNA, 1735 nt
Organism: Daucus carota subsp. sativus
Lineage: Eukaryota; Viridiplantae; Streptophyta; Magnoliopsida; Apiales; Apiaceae
Product: cytochrome P450 CYP71D313
Exons: 2
Coding region: 25-1533 (502 amino acids)
Molecular function (GO): heme binding; monooxygenase activity; iron ion binding
Source: RefSeq, a predicted model, not a curated record
CACUCACCACUUGCUUGAGCUGAAAUGGAUGUGCAAUCUGUAAUUGCUGUCCUCUGUUUUCUUAUCAUAGUUUUCCACUUUUUAUCAGAGAGAGCUGUUAAGGCUUCUCGAAAGUUGCCUCCAGGACCGCAAAAACUUCCUAUAAUUGGCAACAUUCACCAGCUAGCUGGUGAAGUGCAGCAUCGUGUGAUAACAGAGUUGUCGAAGAAAUAUGGCCCGAUUAUGCACUUGCAGCUUGCUGAGAUCCCGGUCCUUGUGGUGUCAUCGUCGUCGAUAGCUAAAGAAGUCAUGAAGACUCAUGAUCUCGCGUUUUCAAACCGUUCACAGCUUCAAGUGAGCAAGAUUAUGCUGGAGGGGUGUAAAGAUGUGGUGUUCAAUGAGUAUGAUGACUAUUGGAGGCAAAUGAGGAAGAUUUGUACUGUUGAGCUUCUCACUGCAAGUAAAGUUAAUUCAUUUCAAUCGAUUCGUGAGGAUGAAGGGUGGAAACUUGUGGAAUCUAUCAAGAGUUCUUUGGAUUCUCCGGUGAAUCUUACUCAUAAGUUUGGUGCAUUGGCUAAUGCUAUCACAUGUCGUGCAGCUAUCGGGCAAAGAAGUAAGUAUCAAGAUGAGUUGGUUCAUUUAAUUGACACCAUGACUGCUCUGGGGAAUGGAUUUGAUAUUGCUGAUUUGUUCCCUUCUUAUGGGUUUCUUCAUAAUGUCAGUGGAAUUAAAUCUAAAUUGUUGAAGAUCCGGACUCAGAUGCAUGAGAUCUUUCACAACAUUAUUAAGGAGCAUGAAGAAAAACGGGCCAGCGCAAAAUUAGAUGAGAAUGGUCGCGUAGUUGGAGAGGAAGAUUUAGUCGAUGUUCUUUUGCGAGUUCAAGAAAAAGGUGGCCUUCAGUUUCCUAUCUCCUCUAAGAACAUUCAAGGCAUCAUUUCUGACAUGCUGACAGCUGGAACUGACACGGCUGCUGUAGUACUUGAUUGGGCCAUGUCUGAACUGAUAAGAAAUCCGAAAGUCAUGGAGAAGGCACAAGCUGAAGUUAGGAAGGCCUUCAAAGGGAAAACAAAAAUACGAGAAGCUGAUCUCCAGGAAUUAACUUAUUUAAAGCUCGUAAUCAAAGAAACUCUGAGGCUGCAUCCACCAGCACCUCUUUUACUUCCUAGAGAAUGCCGAGAACAAUGUGAAGUCGAAGGAUACACUAUUCCUGUGAGGACCAAGCUUAUGGUAAACGCAUGGGCAAUACACAGAGAUCCUGCAUACUGGCCAAACGCAGAAAGUUUUGAACCGGAAAGAUUCAUGAACAAAUCUAUUGAUUACAAUGGCACAAAUCCUAACUUCAUUCCAUUCGGAGGAGGAAGGCGAUCAUGCCCUGGAAUUGCAUUUGGCAUAGCUACAAUGGAGUUACCUCUUGCUUUACUAUUGUAUCAUUUUAACUGGCAACUGCCAAAUGGAUCAAAGCCGGAAGAUUUGGACAUGAAUGAAGUCUUGGGAGCUACCCUAAAAAGAAAAACUAGCUUACUUUUAAGUGCAACUUCUUGUACUCCAUCUUAAAAGGAUGAAGCUAAGCAUUAGUAAUAAUUAAGGAAUAAUGUUCUGGUAAUUCGAGUGCAGUGUAUAUGGUACUACAAAUGAAGACCUAGCAAGCUGAACAUUAAGCGGAUGCAGCUUUAUAUAGCUGUAUGUACUGAUUAUACUUGAUGAGUAUAUUUCACUUGUUCAUGUACUAAUUAUAUAAGGUUUGUUCAUAUCUUCA